Molecule: messenger RNA, 4107 nt
Organism: Tyto alba (common barn owl)
Lineage: Eukaryota; Metazoa; Chordata; Aves; Strigiformes; Tytonidae
Gene: TTLL6
Product: tubulin tyrosine ligase like 6
Exons: 13
Coding region: 1538-3895 (785 amino acids)
Biological process (GO): protein polyglutamylation; microtubule cytoskeleton organization
Cellular component (GO): cilium
Molecular function (GO): tubulin binding; tubulin-glutamic acid ligase activity
Source: RefSeq, a predicted model, not a curated record
GGACCCCCCGCCCCGGGACCCCCCGCCCCGGGACCCCCCGCCCCGGGAACCCUCCGCGGCCGCCCCCUCGGCCCCGAGCCGCGGAGGAGGCGGAGGAAGCGCAGGCGAGUGCAGGAGGGAGGAGGCCGCAGCGCCCCCCCCCCCCCCCCCUUCGGCAGGGCCCGGCCCGCUGUGCCCGGGAUCCGCCCGUCUGUCCGCCCGUCUGUCCGCCCGUCGGUCGGCGCCCGCCCCGUGUUCGGUACCGGGCGGGGCGGCGGGAGCCGGGGCGCUGCCCUGCUCCUCCCCCGGGGCAAGGCUCGGCCGGGCCCUCCGCCCCCGCCCCGGGGAGCCUUUCCAGGGACCUUGAAAUCAGAAAAUAAACGCUCUUUCCCUUAAAUUGUCCCUCUAAACCCAAGCCCGACGCGCCCGGUGGGUGCUGCGCCGCGCCCGGGCCCGGCUGAGCACCCGCUCUCUGCUCUUCCCCUUCCAGCGCUCCCUCCAUCAACCUGACCAGCUGCAAGUACGAGAGCGGUGAGUCCCGGUGCCGCAGCGUGUCCCUCGGCCAGCCCACCCACGGCGAGCGCCCGGUACCGAGUUAACGGGGAGUUAACGGGGCGCCGUCGCUCCCGCUUCACGCACUGACUGGUUGCGAGCGACUUGGGGCCCCCCGUGGAAGUUGGGAAGGUUUUCCCGCUGUGCACUGAGGUGCCCUCUGGUUUACGAGAGGCACGAAACGCGCGGCAGCAGCGCGAGUGCGUCGGCCCUCGACCACCCACCCGCCAGCACCGGCGAGAAGGGUUCGGUCGGGGGCAGCUCCGGUGCAGAGCUGGUACCUGUGCUCGGGGAAAUGGCCUGAGAGGCUCCACUCCUGAACGUGAAGCCGGUGGUGGAACAGGCAGGAUCGGUAUCCACAGCCUCUCCCUUCGCCGUCCAUCCCCGGUGACGUGCUCCAGGGAGCUCGUUCCCCUCCCCUGCCUUGCUCUCCUUUGCUGCCACAAACUGGUUCUUAAAAGAACCGGCUCCUGUCGUUUGCUGGGUGCCGUUGGCCGGUUUGCUGACGGCUGUUCCAGCACUGCAACCACGUUUGCGUUGCCGAAGGUUCGCAGCCUGCUCAGCUGCGCCGGGAAGGCGGAGGGGCAAGAGCCGCGUUUGGCCCCGGGCCGUGCUCGGGUUUUUUUUGGCGAGGGGAGGUGGGUGGGGACCCGCAGCAGGACCCAGAACCGCUCCGCAACGGUUCCUAGGCUUCAUCGCCUCCCCAGCCCCCCGAGAGGCCAAAUUCAGAACCAGCACCAACACGAACCACCCCAGCAGCAACCUUCUGCUCCAGGUAGCUUUUGAUUUCGAAGGUGACACUCAUACCUUUGGAAGACUUGUAUCUGCCCGCGCGGUGUCAGACCCACGGCGCGUUCACGCCUGCUGUAGUUCAGCAGGUGCUGUGGGACCCCGAGGCAUGUGGGCUUAGGGGGCUGAUAGCUCCCAGUACGCUAGCAGCCAGAGACUGGGGUGAGUUUAGCUGGGCAAAGCUUGUAUUCCUGACACCCCCUGAAGGGCCCCGCCAAUGCCUCCCGUCUCUGAGAGUGGAACUGCGGCCUGGAGAAGUUUGUUCCACUCCUCCGUCUCUGGUUACUUUGGGGAUUUAACAUCCCUGGCGCUCACGUCCUCUGCCUGGCCCCUGUCGUGUGCUUGCUUUGGUACAGUGCGGCGGGCAGCACGGUGCUGCGGGCUGAAAGAAGUGGGAGAAAACGAGGAGUGGACGGUGUAUUGGACGGACUACUCGGUCUCUCUGGAGCGCGUCAUGGAAAUGAAGCGGUUUCAGAAAAUCAACCAUUUCCCAGGCAUGAUAGAGAUCUGCCGUAAGGACUUGUUGGCUCGCAACCUUAACCGCAUGCUCAGGCUCUUCCCCAAGGAGUACAAUAUAUUUCCCCGCACUUGGUGCCUGCCAGCUGACUAUGGAGAUUUCCAGGCCUACAGACGCAUGAGGAAAAACAGAACAUUCAUCUGCAAGCCAGACAGCGGCUGCCAGGGGAGAGGGAUCUUCAUAACACACAAUCCCGAGGAGAUCAAACAUGGAGAGCAUAUGAUCUGUCAGCAGUAUAUCUCCAAGCCGUUCCUUAUUGACGGCUUUAAAUUCGACAUGCGUAUCUAUGUGCUGGUUACAUCUUGUGACCCGCUGAGGAUUUUUGUCUACGAGGAGGGUCUGGCCCGGUUUGCCACCAUGAGGUACAUCGAUUCCAGCAGCAGAAACCUGGGUGAUAUCUGCAUGCAUCUGACCAAUUAUGCUAUCAACAAACAUAACGAAAACUUUGUCCAGGAUGGCACGGUGGGCAGUAAGAGGAAACUGUCCACCCUGAAUGCCUGGAUGACAGAUAACAACUACAACACAGCAAAGCUCUGGGAAGACAUUGAAGAUAUUAUUAUAAAGACUCUUAUUUCAGCUCACCCUGUUGUGAAGCACAAUUACCAAAGCUGCUUUCCGAACCACACGACUGGCUCUGCCUGCUUUGAGAUACUGGGUUUUGAUAUUUUGCUAGACAGAAAGUUGAAGCCGUGGCUGCUAGAGGUGAACCACUCUCCCAGCUUCACCACAGACUCUCGCCUAGACCGCGAGGUGAAGGAUGCUCUUCUCCGUGAUACCAUCAACCUGAUAAAUUUGCAUGCCUGCAACAAAAGGAAGGUGCUGGAGGAAGACAAACAGCGGGCGAAGGAACGGCUCCUCCAGGCCCAUCAGACGCUCCGUGCAGCCAGACGCGAGGAGUUAGAGAGCAACCAGGCUGCCUGGCUGUCUCGGGCAGAGAAGUACGAGAACUCGCACCUGGGCCGUUACCGGCGCAUCUAUCCGGCACGUGGAACAGAGAAGUACGAGCCAUUUUUCAAGCAGAGUGGCUCCCUCUUCCAGGAAACAGCCGCGUCCAGAGCACGGGAGGAGUGUGCCAGGCAGCAACUGGAGGAAAUUCGCCUAAAAAAAGAAAAGUUGGAAGCUGUUACUAAGAAGAAGAAAAGAGAGAGGAAGGAAGAGCUGCAUGGAGAGUCAGCUGGAGACAAAUCCCAGAUCCAUAAUAAAACCACAGCCCCUACCACUCGCCUCACCUAUAGCAGUACCAGGAUGUGGGAUAGAAGGCGCAUGCAGUACGACUCUAUGCAACCCCAGGAUAUUGUGGAGAAUGAGGAGAAGAGGAGAAUAAAUGCCCUUCUGCAGCGCGAGAACCUUAUCCGAGGCCUGGGCAUCAUAGACCAGCUCUGCCAGCUGCUCCCCACAACCAGCAGACCAGCCGACACCCAGACAUCCUGCGCCGUUCUCCCCACGAGCCAGCCGCAGUUCGUCUGGGAUGUGCUCAGGGACCAGGAGGCCCAACGCUUAAUGACGCCCAUCCCCUCCUCGCUCCUGGGAGGUCCGGUCCGGCCUUCGGGACGGCGGUUCACACGCAAGCCCGCAGCCAACGCCGAGCUGCCGGCCGGCCUGGGCUCGGAUCCUGCCGCCGCGGGCACCCUCUCCGUCCGAGGCCAGGGCAUCCCUUACCGUGAGCAGCACAAGGUGCGGCAGAGCCUGCGGGCGCAGGACGGGGGCUGGCUGUGGGGCCGGGCAGCACGGACCCAGCCCUGCCCCGAGCCCGGGGGGCUGCAGGUGAGAGGCCGGCGGCUACCUGGUGCUGGACACAAGGCUGCAGGCUGCUGUGAAGCUGGCAGGCUGUCCUCCCACGCAGGCAGCUGCCACCCGGGGUCCCCGGCCAGCGUGGGGAAGGUGCCAGGCGACGGCAUCUUCAGCCCCGCCGCGGUCCGGGUCUCCGCCACCGCCCACGUGCCGCCCACGCGUGUCUCGCACACGCGCAGCGUGAAAAGCACAGGGCGCGGCGGCGGCGGGCGGCGGCGAAGCUGCGGCGGGAGCUGGGCGGCGGCGGCGCCCCCGAGCGCACCCUGACCCGGCAGGCCAUGGAGCAGAUGCGGUGAGCGGCGGGGCCGGGACCGGGACCGGGAGGGAAGGGCCGUGCCCCGGUGACCGUUGCCGUCCCCCCGCAGGUUCCUGCGGCAGGAGCUGCCCGAGGAGUGGCCGCCGGAGCGCCUGGCCCGAGGAUUCGGCGUCAGCCCCGACGUGGCGCGGCGGGUGCUGCGGGGCCGGGGAUGCCGCCUCUC